GCCUCCCCGGCAGCAGCAUCAGCAUCAUCAGGACCAGGAGCACUGAGGGAAGAGAAGGAUGGAGCCGCUGUCCAGCAGCAGCAGCCGGAGCCGGAGGCAUGGCCAGCCCCGGGCCCCCCGAGCCGCCUCUUCCGGGGCCCCUGAGGGACGCAGGAAGAUGGAGUCAAGCCCCCGUGCCAAUGUGGACCAAGGCCCGACCUCCCCCGUUGGCUCCCAGCCUGUCUCGCCGCGGGGCAGCCUCACUGGUUUGACAUCACCGGUGCUCUUCUCACCUGGCUCCAACCAGUUCUCCUCAGAUGGCCGCUUCCAGCCAGAGGGCACAAACCAGGCUCUGUAUCCCGGGGGCUCUGUGUCCAGUGUCGCUCGGCCCGAUUCCCUCUUCGAUGCUUUCCACUCACGGGCACAGCCAGAAGGCUCACACCAGGAGCGCUCCCCAGGUCGCGCCAACCCGCCACUUUCUUUGGACAUCAGCCGGACACCGCCUGAGGGUGCCACCCCGGCCUAUAGCACUCCGACCUUGCGCUCGCCCGUAGAGCUGCGCCCUUUGUCCCCGGCUUCGGGCAGCUCAUCCCUCUCCUCCAUGAAACUCAGCCAGUCGCCCAGCCGGGGCAUGCUGCCUGAGCUGUGCUCCUUGGAGCCGGUUUCCUCUGGCAUCCCAGCCUCAGAACUCAAAGACACACUGCCCAAAGCUGAGUCCAGUGACCACAUCUGCCUGAGCCGCUCGGCCUCGGCCCAGCGCCCACCCUCCUUGCCCAAAGCCGUCUCCAGUGAGUACCUUUGUACUGGGCGCCCGGCCACCUCCAAGGCCUCCUUGCUAACCAAAGCUGAGUCGGAGGAAGUGGUGUCCUGUGCCCGCGUGCGCCACUCGCCCAAGUCCCAGGACCUCAGCAGCAGCUUUCAGCACAGCAAAGAGCGCUUCCUGGUGCCCCUUGGUAAGGCCCAGGCCAAGCCAGAGGAUGAGUUUCGGAUCACUGUGGUCUCCUGGAACGUUGGGACUGCCAUGCCCCCUGGUGACGUGACCUCCCUCCUCCAUCUCAACACGGGGGACUCCAACGACACGGACAUGAUUGCCAUUGGGCUGCAAGAGGUGAACUCCAUGAUCAACAAGCGGCUGAAGGAUGCCCUCUUCACCGACCAGUGGAGCGAGCUCUUCAUGGAGGUCCUGAGCCCCUUUAACUUUGUCCUGGUGAGCACGGUGCGGAUGCAAGGGGUCAUCCUGAUGGUCUUUUCCAAGUAUUACCACCUGCCCUUCUUGCAUGACAUCCAGACCGACUGCACCAGGACUGGACUUGGCGGGUACUGGGGUAACAAGGGCGGGGUGAGCGUGCGCCUGGCAAUCUUUGGGCACAUGGUAUGUUUCCUCAACUGCCAUCUUCCGGCCCACAUGGAGAAGGCUGAGCAACGCCGGGAGGACUUCACCACCAUCCUCCACCUCCAGCAGUUUGAGGGGCCCUCAGCCACCGGCAUCCUGGACCACGACCUCGUCUUUUGGUUCGGGGACCUCAAUUUCCGCAUCGAGAGCUUGGACAUCCGCUUUGUGAAGUACGCCAUUGACAGCAACAUGUUGCAUCAGCUUUGGGAGAAGGACCAGCUGAACAUUGCGAAAAGCACUUGGCCCAUCUUGAAAGGUUUCCAAGAAGGACCCCUGAAUUUCCCCCCGACCUUCAAAUUUGACGUGGGCACCAACAUGUACGAUACUAGCGCCAAGAAGCGGAAGCCGGCCUGGACGGACCGCAUCCUGUGGAAGAUCAAGGCCUCAGCUGGCUCCAGCACCCACCACUCGGGGAGGUCCACCUGCGGGGUUUUGGGUGUCACCCAGCUCUGCUAUUGCAGCCACAUGGAAUAUACUGUCAGCGACCACAAGCCCGUGGUCUCCAUCUUUGCUGUCCAGUUUGCUUCCAGAGCCGAGGUACCGCUGGUGGAGAUCCAAGUGGCUGACGAAUGGACGAAGCCGGAGCAAGCGGUGAUCCGGUACAAGGUUUCGACCACUUAUCACCGCAGCUCCUGGGACUGGAUCGCCCUUUAUCGAGUGGGCUUCCGGCAUUAUAAGGACUAUGUUGCCUAUGUCUGGGCCAAGCAGGAAGACAUGGAAAGCAACAUCUUCCAGUUACUCUUCCCGGAGGAGUCCCUGCCCAAAGGGAAAGGCGACUACAUCUUGGGCUACUACAGCAACAACUACAGCUGCAUGGUGGGGGUGACCGAGCCCUUCCAGAUUUCGAUGCCCUCACUGGACCCGGGCAGCAGCAGCCCACCAGACAGUUCGAGCUCGACAUCGGAGGAGGAAGAGGAUGACAGCACCCUGGUGCUCCUGGGCCCCAAGUCCCGCAGCCCUAGUCCAGGCAAGAUGAGCCGCCACCGCAGCCGCAGCCCCAGCCUUGCCAAAUUCCAGGGCCUGAUUCUGCGCCCUGCCAGCCGGGAGAAGGGCGCCAGCCGCAGCCCCUCACCUCAGGCCCGCCGCCGGAGCAGUGCCACCCGCCUCAAGGGUGAGAUCCCCAGCAUCCAGUUCUCCAAGGACAGCCCCCGGCAUCAGCGGCGCCGGCGAUCCAAAUCCCCAGCGGGCACCACCACUGCCUGGCACUUUGAGGACAGCCCCUUGGCCCGGGCCGACCCCCGCAACCUGGGCCUGCUGCCGGCUGUACGGCUGGAGACCCUCGACCAGGUCAUGAGCACCCACCAUCUCCAGCACCGCCGGGAGAGUGCCGAGCAGGCCUUGCCCGCCCGCCGGAUGAGCCCCACCAGCCCCACCUCCAGCUUGGCAGCGCUCUUUGGCAGCUCACCCCAGGAAGCUGGGUCCCAGAGCCCCCAAGGCUGGGACCCCAUGGGAUUCUAAAGGGGUGGCAAACCCAUCGUCCAACCCUUCUAAUGCUUGCAGUGUUCCCCGCCAACCUUGCCCUUUCCCUGCUCAGUCGCGUGCCUCUUUCUCAAUCUCUCUCACCCGCUGCCGGUGGGCGAGGGCUGCCACCACCUGCCUGGCCAACUGCCCAACUUGCCUACCAGAUCUCCUCUGCCCAGAAGUCCUCCUUACCCACCAUCCCCUCAAGUGCCACCUGCCUAUCCUUUUGGGUUGAAAGAGUGGCAAAAGGCAUCCCCUCCUCCAGAAAGAUAAGGAAGAGCUGCCGAAAAUAAGAAAUAAGAAAAUUACCAAAGGACAGCAGAAAAGGCCACAAGGGGAUGUCAGUCAUUUCUACUUGGCGUGAAAGCUUUGAAUGGGAGGCAGGGAGAUGGGCAUGAUUUGGAGGCGGGAAGGCCCAAUUUUGAUGGCAAGAGGACAAUGCAGCAGCUGGGGCAAGGGUGGCACAGCUGUGUUGCUCUGGAGCGGGUGCAACAGCACUUCCCAGAGGGAGGCUGGCAGAUGUCACAGGCAGCAUGCCGAGGGUGGCAAAGGGCUGGUUCCUGCUAAAGCAGAGUGUCAGAGGAGAGUUGGAGAGGAAGCCGGGGGUCAAACCUUUGCCAAGGUGCCUUGGAAUGGAGGAGGAGGAGGAAGAAAGCUACCAAGGGGAUUCUGGGGGGAAGGGAAGGAGGGGGGCUGGUCUCCCCAAACUGACAGAUCCUCGACCUUCGCUGGGACGAGUUCAGAGUUGAUGCAAUCUGUCCAACCUCUUUCCCCUCCUGUCCUAAUAAAACAUCAACAAAC
Molecule: messenger RNA, 3634 nt
Organism: Anolis sagrei ordinatus
Lineage: Eukaryota; Metazoa; Chordata; Lepidosauria; Squamata; Anolidae
Gene: INPP5J
Product: inositol polyphosphate-5-phosphatase J
Biological process (GO): negative regulation of peptidyl-serine phosphorylation; phosphatidylinositol dephosphorylation
Cellular component (GO): plasma membrane; ruffle; cytoplasm
Molecular function (GO): phosphatidylinositol-3,4,5-trisphosphate 5-phosphatase activity; phosphatidylinositol-4,5-bisphosphate 5-phosphatase activity
Source: RefSeq, a predicted model, not a curated record